Molecule: messenger RNA, 1003 nt
Organism: Saprolegnia diclina VS20
Lineage: Eukaryota; Oomycota; Saprolegniomycetes; Saprolegniales; Saprolegniaceae
Exons: 1
Coding region: 46-810 (254 amino acids)
Source: RefSeq, a predicted model, not a curated record
GAAAACAUCCCCGCACCAAAGGGACCCGGCCAGUACGGUCGAGUCAUGCCGGACGAGUACACGCAGAUCGUCACCUCGGACGACAUCAAGGCGCCGUACCUCGCGUCGACCGACGUCGCGAAGAUGCGCGCUUUUUGGCUCGAAUGGCUGCGUUACGAAGACGCCGUCAUGGAGCGCUUUAAGCAGUUCGACGGCAAGGCCGCCAUCCAACGGCGGGUGCUCCGACACUGCAUUGACGACACCACACUCCGGACGAUGCUCCGGUACCGCUGGAAGCAAGGCAACCGUGCCCUCGAGGCGAUCCCCGAUGACGAGCUCUACGCGUUCUUCAAGACGGACUGCGAGCGCGUGCGGACCAACGUACCGGACUUCAACGCCCGCGUCAGACGCGAGCUCCGGUGCAACGAGACGAUUCGCAACGGCGAGUCCCGUGCUCUCGUCCUCAUCGAGCAGUUCGUCCGCAUCUGCGACGAGUCGGGCUUCCGCGACUACCCCGACGUCGAGCCCGAGGCCGCCCGCAACCACAUCAUCAACGCGGUCCGCCCAGAAUACCUGCAGACGUAUCUGCGCCAAGAAAUCAACUUCUCCAAGAAGCGUUACAAAUGCUGGGACGACUUUGUCGGCCUCCUCAUCGACACGUUCGGCGCGUACACCCGUUUCGAUAAUUACAAGCCCGGCACUAGCUCAGUCGCUGUGCGAGGUGUCGUCGGGCACUUGUACGUUGGUGGCGGUCGGCGUCGGCGGCGUCGGCGGCUCGGCGAUGAUGACGCCUAUGAGCGCGGUGUUGUCGGGCACUUGUACCGGCAGUAGAUCGGCCAAGUCCCAGACGCGCCGUGUCCCACCCGCUUUCGCGAGAAGACCAGUUGGGUUGUAGCCAAGGCGGUGCAUGACAGCGCUAACAAUGGAUAGCUGCAUGAUUGGAUACAUUGAUGUUGGAUAGUUUGAGAUCGUUGGAUACACGGACGCAGUUAUUUGCAAAGAUCAAGAUUGAUGGUGACACACA